This is a messenger RNA of Glycine soja, 1050 nucleotides long. RefSeq names its product protein EARLY RESPONSIVE TO DEHYDRATION 15-like. NCBI's taxonomy places the organism in Eukaryota, Viridiplantae, Streptophyta, Magnoliopsida, Fabales, Fabaceae. The coding region runs from base 106 to 606 and encodes 166 amino acids. The record is from RefSeq and is a predicted model, not a curated record. The transcript has 3 exons.
ACUCACUCAUUCACUCUACAAUUGUGAUCUUCACAAAUCAACAACGUCUCUCUCUGUUACUCUGAAAAUUGACUUCAAGUUAGUAUAACUGGCUGUCAAGUUGUAAUGGCAUUGGUCUCUGGAAGAAGUUCUGCACUGAACCCAAAUGCACCUCUAUUCAUACCUGCUGCUCUUCGGCAGGUGGAGGAUUUUUCACCUCAAUGGUGGGAUCUUGUGAAAUCUUCAACAUGGUUUCGUGAUUAUUGGUUGAGCCAACAUAAGGAGGAAGAAUUUGAAGUUGCCAAUGACUCUAGUAAUGAUGAUAUUGAGAAUAUGCUCUCAGAAACUUUUGAUCUAGGCAUGGAAGAAGACUUCAAUGUUCUAGAGAACGAGUUUGAGCAGUUGGUGAUGUCCUCUGAAGCUCUAGAUCAUUCUGAUCCUAAUGCUGGAAAAGUGUCUCCUCAGGGUCUUAACAAAGAUGUUAAAGCUAUUCUUAUUAACUUGACACCAAAAUCACCAAGGGAAAGGGGUCCCAAGUCCCUGUCUGGGCUUGCAAAGCACCUCGAGAAGCCAGCACAGCAUGUGAAUGCGAAGUGUGUCUCUCUCCGAAUUCACCAACCUCGUUGAGGAAAACAUUUGAAGCUCAUAGUGAUAGCUUGCUAGAGCUGCAAGUUGCUGACUAGAGCAUGAGAUCUGUUGAAAGAAUUUUUGUAUAUAGAGGGUGCAAUGUUCUUGUAUUUUUCUUGUUUAUGGUCUUGUAUAUUUUGAUGGAGCCCUCGGAACUGUAGGUAGGUAAGACUUUAAUUCUGACCAGCCAAAAUUCGGGUAUGUCUAUGGUUGAUGAACUUAAAUCUCUUUUUUAAAUAAAUGUUACAUGGCAUGGAAGUGUGUGGAUGUAAGUUUUAGGUGUCUUUAGUUUAAUGUGGCAAUUGGAGUAUACUUUUCAAGCCUUGUGAUUUGCAUUUAGAGUGAUAAUGAUAUUGUAGCUGCUUUUUUCUUGUACAAACACCUAUCCAUUGUGUGGCCAAGCCAAAUUCAGUAACAAUUUCCCUACUUUUAAAAAUGGAACAA